UCUCAUCCAUUCUCGGUUUCGUUUUCCAAAAUUUAUCAUAUCCUCACGUUCUUGAUCGUGGGUUACAGUUUUGACGACUGUAUACCGAUUCCUCAAACAUGUCCGGUCAUCUCGAUCGUUUCGCAAGGCCCUGUUUUGAAGGUGUUACUAUUAAUGACGAUAGAAAAGAUAGGAAAUCGGAUUUCGAAGUCUCUGAAGAGGACAGGAAGACUAGAAUUGGAAAUCUUAAGAAAAAAGCGAUAAAGGCGUCGAGUAAAUUUAAACGUUCUCUUAAGAAGAAAGGUAGUAGGAGGAAAAGCGGUCUCUCUCUUUCGAUUAAGGAUUUUCGAGACAUCGAGGAGUUGCAGACUGUUGAUGCUUUCCGUCAAGCAUUAAUUGCCGAGCAGUUGCUUCCUGCUAGACAUGACGAUUAUCAUAUGCUACUCAGAUUCUUGAAAGCAAGGAAGUUUGACAUCGAAAAAGCGAAGCACAUGUGGGAUAAUAUGAUCCAAUGGAGGAAAGACUUUGGAACUGAUACUAUUUUGGAGGAUUUUGAGUUCAGUGAGCUGAAUGAGGUGUUGAAGCACUACCCUCAGGGUUAUCAUGGGGUGGAUAAGGAAGGAAGGCCUGUUUACAUUGAAUUGCUAGGAAAAGUUGAACCUGACCAACUCAUGCGAGUCACAACUUUGGAUCGAUAUGUGAGAUACCAUGUGCAGGAAUUUGAAAAGUGUUUUGCAAUUAAGUUUCCGGCUUGCUCCAUUGCUGCAAAGAGACACAUAGAUUCAAGCACAACCAUUUUGGAUGUUCAAGGCAUGGGUUACAAAAAUUUUAGCAAGUCUGCACAAGAUCUUGUGAAGCGGCUGCAGAAGAUUGAUGGUGAUAACUAUCCCGAGACUCUUUACCGAAUGUUCAUCAUAAAUGCUGGUCCAGGUUUUAAAAUGGGUCUGAAAGCUGUUAAAUCUUUUCUCGAUUCUAAAACAGCUAGUAAGAUUAAUGUUCUGGGUAGCAACUACCAGAAUAAGUUGCUUGAAAUUAUUGAUGCAAGUGAGUUGCCCCAAUUUAUUGGGGGUAGUUGCACUUGUGCUGAUCAGGGAGGCUGUAUGAGAUCAGACAAAGGUCCCUGGAAAGACCCCAACAUAUUAAAGAUGAUUGCCAGUGGUGAAACACUAUUUCCUAGACAAAUCGUGACAGUUUCAAACAGCGAAGGAAGGGUAAUUGCCUAUGAUAAGCCAUGUUAUCCUGUGAUGAAGAGUAGUGAUACAUCUGCAGCAGAGUCAGGAUCGGAAGUGGAAGACAUUACUUCGCCUAAGAAAACUAGGAGCUAUUUACACCCAAUUUUGGCUCCUGUUAGCGAAGAGGCAAGAAUGGCUGGCAAAUCGAUCUCUGCUGGUGGUUCGUCUGAGCAUGGCGAAUAUGUUCCCAUAAUCGAUAAGGUUGUAGAUUCUGAAUGUGAGAGACAGGUGUCACGUCAGAGUCCAUACAGUUCUAAAGGAACUCCUCUGCUUCUGGGAAGGCAAACUCCAAAAGGAAUCUAUGGUUAUAUUACUGACCUAGUUGUUGCCCUUUUGACAUUUUUAACUCUUAUCCGAACAAUAGUAUUGAAGCUGAUGAAAAAGCAGAGUACAACCGAGUUAACAUGUAGCACUCCUGAGGAGCAUGUUGAACCAACAUACAAGGAGGAAACUCGUCCCCCCUCACCUGCUCCAGUGUUUACUGAGGCAGACAUCGUGUCAUCUGUGGUAAGAAGGCUGGGUGAUCUCGAAGACAAGGUUGAGAUGUUGCAAUCAAAAAGAUUUGAGAUGCCUCAUGAGAAAGAGGAGUUGUUGAAUGCUGCCGUAUAUCGUGUGGAUGCGCUAGAAGCAGAAUUAAUUGCUACAAAGAAGGCUCUUCAUGAAGCAUUAAUUCGGCAGGAAGAACUCCUUGCAUAUAUAGACAGUCAAGAAGAAACCAAAUCUGGGAAAAAGAAGUUCUUGUGUUGGUGCAAAUGAGAAUGAAGAUUUAUUUGCCGAUAAGACUUUGACCAAGCGUUCAGGAGUGAUAUUUUGUAUUGGGCAAACGGAAACUGAUUGUAAAUAGAAAAGUACCAUACAGUUGCGGUGGGCUCGCUGCACUGCAGUGGUGACUGGUUAUUGUUUGCUUUUUUUGGUCUUUACAUUCUCAAUGUAAAAAUAGAGGGAAAAUGUUUUGUUUUGUGUGCCACCGUUUCUUAUGGUAUAUUUAUCAUAUCUGCUACCUCUUA
Molecule: messenger RNA, 2218 nt
Organism: Hibiscus syriacus
Lineage: Eukaryota; Viridiplantae; Streptophyta; Magnoliopsida; Malvales; Malvaceae
Product: phosphatidylinositol/phosphatidylcholine transfer protein SFH8-like
Exons: 14
Coding region: 99-1967 (622 amino acids)
Source: RefSeq, a predicted model, not a curated record